Messenger RNA from Xyrichtys novacula (pearly razorfish), 7411 nucleotides. The record is from the annotation of a GenBank genome assembly. NCBI's taxonomy places the organism in Eukaryota, Metazoa, Chordata, Actinopteri, Labriformes, Labridae.
ACGAGUCAGCUAGGCAGACAGAAGAAGAAUAACUCUCAAUUCGGAGAUGACUUAAUCAGCCAUAGUGUAGAGGCGUGAAUGUGCCAAAAGUAGCCUGUUUUGUGUUUAGUUGUACCUGUCGUUUGAUAUUUUUACUUACUGGGUCUUUUUGCGUUGUAAGAUCUUUGCUGAGAAUCUCCUGAACGUCGUCGUGUUUUUGUUUUCUGCAACGUGAGCCAGGCUAGCGCUGCUGACUCUGCAGAUAACUUUGCUCACUGUCACUGUUGAUGGUGUCGUCGGUAUGUUUGUUGCUUUAUUUACUAAUACAUUAGCGUGCUUUGCAACUCUCAUGUCACGCAUGAGCUCGUUCUCUAGCAACCCGCUGGCGUUGUUUUGCUCUCACCGUGUUAGCUACCUGUGAUAGUGUUUCGGGUGUUAUUAAAGCUUGUGCGCGGUUACACAUGUUUUUGUUUUGUUUUUUAAAGUAAUUAAAUGCCAGUUAAGUAACCCCCAAAUGCUUGGCUGUUUGGCACAUCUGUUGUGAAUGUGCUGCUACGUUAUCUUGAACAUACAGGACAUUAUUUCUAUGGCAGCAAACUGACGUGAACUUUUGACCCUAUUUCCGUGGCAACACGCUUUCCGAUUAUUCGCAUUACAUGGCGGAGUGAAACUAUCUGAUGUUUUUGAUGUCCGGACUGUUUCUGUCUUCAGACGGGUACCGGCACCACUGUAAGUCCAGGUGAAGGAGAUCAGCCUUCCUAAAUGCCAGCUCUGGAUUCCUGCUGGCCCAUGAUCAAGUGAAGAGGAGAAGGAAGGACUACACCAUCUCAACCAACAAUGAAAGGUCAACUAACAUGCAAACGUGUCAUUUUUUUCUCAUAAAUAGAGUCAAAGCUUUCUUUUUAUAGAUGUUGUUGGAGCUGGAAAUGAUUUUAUGAUAAGAGACAGAAAAGGUGUUUGGGCUGAUUGAUGGUAUUCUGAUGAUAUUUUAAAAUAAUAAGGCAAAUUCAUGUUCUCACAAGGCCUGUUUAAAAACAUAAAUAAUCUUUGUAGACACUGCAGGCAGCUCUGCCUGGGUGGCUGUUGAGCAAUGUUCAUGUCCCCCUACUAAUAACAAAGUUUUCCCAAUCUACGUAUAUGGCACCAAAUCCAUUACAGGUGCUGACUAGCUGUCAGAAAAAUAACACUGCAUCUGACUUGCAGCCAGCUGAGAAGAAUGACAGAAUAUCUUUUACUUGCGAGGAGUCAGCAGCUUACAACAAAGGCAGCUUCCUCUGACUGAGGAAUUCAGAUUUUUACACAUCCUUUAUGCAGUCAAUAAACAGACACUUUCACCCACUAACAUCAUCUCACAAGUGGCAUGACAUUACAACAGUAUCCAAAUAGGGUAAAGGUUGCAGCUGUGAUCUGUACUGGGAAGACAAAGACAGUUUAGUUCAUCAUCAGGUUCCUGCUUAUCAGUUCAAUGUCACACUGUUGGGAAAACAAUCUGUGGGGUGAAAUUGUAGCAUUCAUCUACUUGCAUGACUUCAGCGGAAAAGUAUCAGUCCCAACUCCAAGGCCAUACCUCUCCUUUCCCAUGCUCAUUAUAAAGAAACAGAUAUAAUCCUGCAAGCAUUCACGCCAAGUGAUUUUUCAAUAAAUGAUGAUUAACAUAAUGAUAAAAUACAAAUGUGAUAGCAUACACAUACAAUUUUUCUCUCACUAGCAUUAAAUAUAAUCCUGUUAUGAUGUGUUGAAUAAUGUAGCCAAGUUUAAGGUUGCUUCUGGCAUAAAUACAGUCAUGUUCAGAGAUGUGCAGCAUAACUCUAUAUUUUUUCCUUUUUCUGUUUUCUUGACUAAUUAGAAAUUUCACCUGAAUCUUGCUACUGGAUAAAACAAUGUACACUAGAUUAUACUGUUAAAAUGCUGUAUUACGAUAAAUGCAAAACAAAACAACAACAUGGUAUAAGCGUCAUAUAUUGGCCAUUGGCUGUCCAGCUCUCUAUUUAUUGCUAUUAGCAUCUGCAGUUAAAGAAAUAUCAGCAGACUGCUAUUUUUGAGUCAUGGUGCCUUGUGAUUUUUCAGUGCGAUCUCAGAAAAAAAGGAAAACACAACCUAAGAGGACAUCAUCAAAAAGAGCCACCACAGCCACUGUUUCACCUCAAGCCUCAGACGAAUCAGAAGCGGUGCCUGACAAUGCUUUGGCGGCGAGCUCCUCACCAUGUACUCCAAAAAGAAGGAGGGUGCCAACAGAAAAGACUCCAGAAGCUUGUCUGACUUCCACACCAGUCCACAGCUCCUCCACUGACCUCCUGUCUGAUAUUUCAGAGUCCCCUUUAGGGUCCAAACGAAAGGGGCGGAGAUGCAAGAAAAUCUGCACUCAGUUAGAGGUGUUUAUCCUAUAUCCUAUGUAUUGGUAGAUUAUGAGAUUAUGUAUCUGGCUACACUUUUCAGUUAUUGCACUUAUAAUCAGUGAUAAUCUCAAACUUCUGCUUCUCGUGCUCCUCUGCAGACAUCAGAGAUAAACUCACCCAGCACUGGAUCGAACUCUCAAACUACAAGAAGAGGGGUUAAGGCCUCCAAGCCUGUGCGAGCGAGAAAAAGGGUGACCAAAGAGCAGACUUGCGUUGAUACAAAUGGUGCACCAGCUAAACGGCGGCGAGGCAGGAUCAAAGCAGGAAGUUUGCAGAAGGAUGUCAACGCAAAAUCAUCCGGACACUCAAGACCAAGAUUUGAACCGGAGGAAGGUAUUGUCUGUUUGAUGUUGAAUUAAAAAUUUGAGAUACUCUUCAGAAUUAUGAGGCUGCAAGAAUCCAUAUUACAUCUAUGGAAACGCUGUUACUGUAAAAAUCUAGAUGAUUGAAAGUGUCUUAUUGAUUUUUUUUUUGCUACAUCAUUGUCUUUGUCCCACCCCCAGACAACGAUGAGUCUUUGCUAUCUUCAGAUCUAUCAAUAGAGCUGAGUCAUCAUGAGGAGCAGCUUUUGUCUUUGUCCAUCCAAGAAGACAUAGAAAGUGAAGACGAGGAAGAAGAGGAAUUACCAAGUUUCUUGAUGCAGGAGGACAAAAGUGAGUGAGAAAUCAGUGACUGAAUACAGAUGCAUUCGACUACAUAUUAUGACCACAGACUCUAUAUUAAGUACUUCAAUACUUGUACUUCUAUCCUUCAGAGCCGCCCUCUAUCACAGCAGGUGCAUUUGUGUGGCACAAAUAUAGAACUUAUCCAUUCUGGCCAGCAUUGGUGAGUGCAGAAACCCAUGUGGAUCCUCUUCAUUGGCAGUUUUGUUUUUGAAUGCUUGAGUGCAAGAUUGCUAACAAAGAUCAUAACCUGUACACAAGAAAUAUUAAUGUUCUUGCAUUUGAGAAGUCUAUGUGAUUUUUUUGACAACUCAAGCACUCAGUUGGACGUUUAUUAAAAUAUCCUAUUUUUAACAGAAUACUUAUUUUGAUUAUCUGACUAAUUAUUUCAGACUAAAAAAUGCUUUCACUUGAAUGUAGAUGAUUCUCAGUUAGGUCAUUCAUUAAAAAAGUUUUGGGUAUUGAAUAUUCCUCACCCCAAAAAUGUCUUUAAUUGAUAGAAUGUCAUCUACAUUCAACUUCAUUCUUGACCCCGAAAAAUAUUCUUUGUCAGUAAUUGUAAACCUUCAUGUUAAAAAUCAGACUUUUUGUCCUUUCUGCAGGUUAAGAGUGUAAUCCAGAAACAGAAAAAGGCCAGCAUAUUGUACAUAGAUCAACCACAUCUACAUCAAAGAAAGGGGUAUUUCCUGUCUCUUUUCUCUUGCUAUAUUGAUGUCUCGUCAUUACUUUAAUCUGUUAGGCUGUAAGCACCUCUAGACCUAGAAGUUUCUGCACACACAGUUCUUGAUCCAAGAGACAGCACCUAGUUAUUUGGGAUUUCCAAACUAAGUUAUAUCAAAUAAAAAGACAUGCAGGAAAUCUGGGACACCAGAUAGGAUUGCUAAAGCUCUGUGCCGUUCAAUCUCUAGUUGUCGUCUUUACAUUUUCAAAGGGAAUCUGUAAACAGAGAUUGGACUAAGAACCUGUGUUUACACAUGGGAGGUACAGAAGUUUACAUUUGUUGUAUUGUUGUUUGAUCUUUGGCAUUGUAGUAUUGAGCAACAGUGAAUCAGCAGCCUUGGUUAAGUAGAAAACAGUUCAUAUGAGGAGCAGAAGUAUAUAGAUCCACUCUGAUGGCACCUUAUCAACGGUGACUUGCGGCUGGUUUAUUUACCGAUAUAAACAGAAAUCUGCAUGCAACCACGGACUAGUGGUGAUUAUCUCUUACAGAUCAAAGGUUUAUCUGACUUACAAACAUGCAUGGUGCUGGGAUGUAGAUCUAGAUUGUUGUAGAUAGUUAUAGAUCAUGCUUCAGAUCUACCAAAAUUAUACAUUUUAAAGGGUGUUUCCUCUAGAGGACAGGCUUAACAAAUCUUGAACUUCUACUAUUUAGAAAUCUGCAUCAUGUUGCUUAAAAAUGAAGCACACAGAAAACAAAGUCUUUGCUGGAAGUUGAUUAUGGCUAAUCGCUGGUUGGCCUUUGUUGUCAGAAACAGUGUCCUUUAUUUUUGUUAAAACAAUGGCUGAAAUGUUUAGGUAUUUUAACAUUUCGAGUGAACUGCUAGCAGACUUUCAAAGUUUGCAUUUUGAAAGCUAUUUUUUUUUACAUUCAUUCUCUUUAAUACUUAAGUUGUACGCAUGUGCUUUCACAGGUUGACUGUACCCCUAAAAGAUAUAAAGCCCUUUGACUGUGAAGAAGCUGACGAGCUUGUGGUAAGAACUGCUCAAAAUCAAAAACUAAUUUUUCCAGAACUGUUUUUUUGUUACUCGUUUAACCAUCAGUUUAACCAUAUCUCUUGUACUAAUCAUGUUAUAGUGCAAAGCAAAGGAGAUGUUAAGACCUGCCAUUGAAUGGUCCCUGGAGCUCAUAACAGACUACAAAAUACGUAAAGGUAGGUUUUGUUAAUUUGUGCUUGUUUACCUACACUAUACACAGUCUUGUUCUGGUGGCUCUGUGUAUUAGAAAUAUUAAUCAUGUUUUGUCUUUGUAGCAUGUGGCUCAUUUUCAGGCUCCUUCAUUGAGUACUUCGCUCAUGACAUGAGUAAGUUUCAUCAUACAUGACCAGUCAACAUGGCACCACUGAGUAUAAACAGAGAGGAAUUUGAACUCAAGACCUGAGUUCACCUGCAGCCCUAUGUGUACAUGAUUUUGCUUUUUACUAUCCAGGCUAUCCAGUUAGGAGAAAGUACCCACAGGAUGCCUCAAAGACGCUAACCAUUGCUGAUCCCUUGUUGGAGAUGUCAUCUGAUGAUCUUCAGGACGAUAGCUUUAGUGAACAGCAGGAGGAGAUUACCAGGAGUUCGAAGAGGCUACUGCCUGACAGGAGUCAUGCUGCCUACAACCGUGCCAAUGAGAAGCUUGUACAGUUCAUCGUAAAGCAGCGAAAGGUCGAAGGAAGACUUCUGGUAUGAUUAAUGGAGUCUGAUGUUUGAUAAAUCUCGCUCCACAUAUUGUAGGUUUUUGGUGACUUUAUUUCAAUACUUUACACUUGAUCAUGGAGCCUGACAAUUUUCCAUCAGUGAAUUAGCAAAGGUUGUUUUGUGGGUCCUAUGACCAAACACAGGUAACAAAUAUAAUCCACAUGUGGGUGGGCUCAGAUGUAUGACGCAAAAACAAACAGGCAGUAAAUGUGAAGAAGGCAAAUGAUUGUAAGAUUUGAACAUGUCUGGAUUUUUGUAGUAAGGUUAGGGUUUAUGUCUGCAGUUGAUGAGACUUUACCAAAACUAAACUCACCCACUAUGAGAUUCUGAAUGGGUGUGAUAAAAAUACUAAAUGUAUGUGAACAAAUCUUGAAGUAAAAAUUGUACUUGGCGCUCCUCCACCCUGCUUUGGAUUAACUAGAACCCUCUCCUUGUAUCUUUGUCCUCACAGGCUGUUAUCGGUGGGCAGCAACAGUCUCAAUGGCUUCGCUCCUUUUUGAGUGCCAGUCACAGACAAGUGGUAAACGUAUACCUGGAAGAUGACCAGCAGUUAGAGCAGGUUUACAGGUACCUUAAUGAGCUCUUUUCAUCAGCUGUGGCCACUGCCCCUUGUCUGGCUAAAGUGAAGUCCACCAACAGUGUCUUCUUUGUCCUGGAUGUGCUUCUUCCUGAGGUGAACUGAAGUUUUCUUCAACACUUGUUCUUGUCAUGUAAUUUUAUUAAAGAGUAUAGUGUGUCUGCUUAUGUGCUGUUCAUGGUAAAUGAGGAAAAGCUAUUGAGAAACAACUGUCUCCCUGUACAGGCCAUCAUAUAUGCCAUAGCUGGAGUGGAGAAAGUCUCAGUGAAAAAGGCAGAGGAAAAAUACCUGAAAGGGCGAUGCGUAAGCAACAGGUAAGCAUGAAAUGAGAUAAUCUGCCACAGUGUUUACCCUCAAUAUUCUCUUUAACUGUGUUUUUACUCUUCUUUUUAUUUCAGAGAAAGACAAGAGUUUGACCUGAUGAUUGAGAAACUUAUAAAAAAGAAAUUACAGAACCAGAAUAAUACUCCUGUAUUAUCUUCAGAAACUAUUGUUUAAAGGACUUCAACUGAGGUUAACUAAAGGGAACUAUUUUUAUACAUUUCUAAUAAAUUGUUAUUGUCGGUGCGAGCAAAAUUAUUUGGACAGUCUCUUUAUCAGACACCAAAGGAUAUGAUGCUACACCACCAAGCUGCUGUGAGUGCCCUGCCCAUGGAUUGGAGGCCCUUAAUCACAGCGCCAUCACAUCAUGAAAAAUGUAAUUCCUUCUUGUUCAUCUCUGCCUUUUGUGCUUCACAUGCUGCCUUUGAUAUGAUAUUUGGCUUUUGCAGUAUUGUCAUCAUGAUAUAUCAUUGAACCACUGGGACAAAUCUGCAUAUUAACCGAUUGGAUGUGAAUCUGCCAUCUGAAGUUACUCCUUGUGUAAACAUUAGUAACUGUUUAAUACUUCUUUCUGCACUGUCUGGACUCCUUUUUUUUUAAUUUCAGGUUUCUUCUUUCAUUGGUAUGUGUUUGGGUGACAUUUGCAGUCUACUCGUCUUGACAGCUAAUGGCAGCUACAUUAUUGCUGUCUUGAUGCUUGUGUUUGAGUUAAACAAUGUCCCUAUUGUCUUAAGACCUCAUUUUAUUCAUGGCUUUAAUUUUUAAAAGACUUUUUAAAAAAUUUUCUUUUGAACUUUUUAUUAUGCAUCCUCCACAUUUGACUGAACGUGAUGUAACUGCAGAUCUUCAGAAAGAAGUGUGGUUUUGGAACAAAGAAGAACUAGUCAACAUGUCUAAUGGUAACAAAUGUCCUUACAAAGCCGAGAAGUCUUGUCACAUCUCUCUGUUGACUCCUUUUUUACAUGCCUCCAAUAAACUAUAUCUGUGUAAUUUCUUCCAUGUAUCUUUGGAAAAGCUGAUUCAUACUGAGGUCACAUAAGUGCCAAAUAAACCAGCCUUUCAUUUUUUCUAAGCAA